AUGUAUGGAGGUUUCCCGAUUUGGCGACCCGGCCCCCUCUGUUCUAUUUCCAAGGCUUGCUGUGUGGAUAGCUCCGAAACGGGGGAAUUGCGCCAUUGCAGCCCCUCCUUCUCAUGGCUCACCGCUUCGUGUUGCCCCAAUUGCUCUGGUGGAGACACACUUGCUACUGCUGCUGUUGCUGCUGAUAGCUUGAUAGGCAAAAAAAGCCACCAGAACAAUUCCAAGACCGUAUUCAGACGCUGCCCCCAUUUUGGACUGGGACUUGUGGUAGUGGUGGUGGUCAGUGUAGCCGCAGUGUACAUUGGUAAUCCUGUCCCAACAUUGAGAGAGAUCUGGAGAUGGGCUGGAGAAAGUUGA
Messenger RNA from Aspergillus costaricaensis CBS 115574, 357 nucleotides. RefSeq lists its product as uncharacterized. Lineage: Eukaryota; Fungi; Ascomycota; Eurotiomycetes; Eurotiales; Aspergillaceae. Bases 1 to 357 code for a protein of 118 amino acids. The transcript has 4 exons. The record is from RefSeq and is a predicted model, not a curated record.